Messenger RNA from Vollenhovia emeryi, 23134 nucleotides. It is a transcript of the gene shot, whose product is annotated as microtubule-actin cross-linking factor 1. Gene Ontology annotation, biological process: wound healing; intermediate filament cytoskeleton organization. The record is from RefSeq and is a predicted model, not a curated record. Gene Ontology annotation, cellular component: cytoplasm; membrane; intermediate filament. Lineage: Eukaryota; Metazoa; Arthropoda; Insecta; Hymenoptera; Formicidae. Gene Ontology annotation, molecular function: microtubule binding; calcium ion binding; structural molecule activity. The coding region runs from base 65 to 20563 and encodes 6832 amino acids. The transcript has 27 exons.
AGCACGCCGCGACAACGGUGGCGGGAGUAAUGCCGCCGCCACGGGAUUUAGCGUUGUCGAUGCGAUGAGAGAGGGCUUGUUGGACCCGGCCACCGGGGAGGUCGUCGCCGAGAACGGCGAGCGGAUCUCGAUCGAGGAGGCGUACUCGCGCGGCUAUCUUACUAAGGUGGAUGUGACCGUUAGGGUGACUCGUAAUGCCAUCGCGCUCUCCGACGCAAUAUCGCAGGGCCUUGUGGACGAUCGGACCGGCCGCGUCGUCGAUAGGAUCACUGGCGAGUCUUAUCCGUUGGACGAGGCCGUCGACAAGGGUAUUAUCGAUCCGAACGUGAAAGAGAUCGUGGACACGAGGAGCGACAGCAAGGUGACGGUGGCUGAGGCCAUGAAUCGCGGUGUACUGAAUGCCAAGAGUGGUAGAUACAUGCAUGGUUUGUCAAUGGAGAAGCUGCCGUUCAAGGAAGCUCGUCGUCGACAACUGAUUGUCAAGCCGAUGACGCUCAAGGAUUGUUGCGAUUUGGAAAUUAUCGAUGACAAAGGCAAGAUUGCCAGUCCGGCGCACCGUGACAAAUUAACGAUACUGGAGGCCAUAUCUCGUGGCGUUUUAGACUCUGAGACCAUCAAAUCCGUGGUAGAUACUCGAACCGGCGAAAUGAUUACGUUAGCCGACGCUUUAACUAGCGGAAUAAUCAAAAUCGAUGGCACGUAUCGCGAUACGUUGAAGGCCGAAGAAUUCCCUAUCUCUCAGGCCGUCGAGAAAGGCCUGAUCACGUCGGUGACCCAAAAAAGUAUCUUCGAUAUCGAUGGCUUCAAGGAUCCGGUUUCUGGCGAGUACAUCAGUCUGAAUGCAGCGUUGCUGAAAGGCUUGAUCAGUUCAAAGUCUGGCGGUACCUUCACGAUCGACCUGAAAACCGGGAAGACCGUUUCGCUGAGCGAAGCAGAGGAGCAGGGUUAUAUCAGGCCGGAAGUGUUGGAGAUGUUGAACCGUGGCAUCGGCGUCACCGAGAACGGACGUGAAGUGAGCGUUCUCGAGGCCGUACUGCUCGGAUUACUCGAUCCGAAGUCCGGUCAAUUAUUGGAUCCGCGUAGCAAAAGAAUAGUACCUUUGGAGGAGGCGAUCAAGCGAGGACUUAUCACUCCUGAUGGUGCCGCGCUGCUCACCAGCUUACUGAACAUCGCGGUUACCACGCAGACCGUAACAAAGACCAUCAAGAAAUACGUGACGACUCUGCACACCGGCGAGAUUGUUACGAGAGAUUACAAGAUCAGUUAUGAUGAAGCACUGCGCAGCGGUUUGAUUGACGAAAGUAGAAGCGAAUUUAGGGAUCCCGAUUCGGGAGUGACGAUGUCCAUCGAAGACGCCUUCGAGCAAAGCCUGCUAGGUGACGAUGUUCGCCAUCGCGUUGUGCAUUCGCGAGAACGUACUCCAGAUUCGUCGCAGACAACUUUCGAAAGCACCUUAACGGCAAAUAUCGACGAAGUACCUAGAAGUAGAAGAAGCGAAUCACCACCUAGAGCGAUUGGCACGGUUACUACUAUUAUUACCAAAGAGAUCGCUCCGCGAGCAUCGUCUACGCCGACGAAAGAGUUGUCCUCGGUUACGAUGAUAAUCGCGCCAUCAACGACUGAUUCUGUUUCUUCUGUGCGAGAUUCAACGGCCGAAGAAAUCUCGUCAUUUACAAAAGUCAGCGAAUCGAAGUGGAUGUCCGAGGCAGCAUUGGAAACGAGUUCGUCCGAAGAAACGCAUAUGAGUCAUAAACUUAAAUCACCUUUACGUGAUGAAAAACAAGGUACGGAAAUAGAAGUAGUCACAUCAGUUACACCAACUACGAGUCGUGCAUCGGAGAUAAUGAAAUUCAUAGAAAACGAACGUAUCUCCACGGAUAAACGAGUGUUCGAAUUACCUACGGAUGGCUGGACGCUCGCCGAAGCUAUCGAUAGGAAACUAUUUGACCCUGCUACGGGUCUUUUUAUAAUUCCAGGCACCGACAGAUUGGUUUCCUUCGAAGAAUGCAUUAAAUUGCAGAUUAUCAAUUCGAAUUCUGGCUUCGUUAUCGAUCCCAACAACGGAAGAAAGGUAUCCUUGGUGCGAAGCUUGGAGAAGAAUAUUCUAGACUCCACAGGUCACUACUGUUAUCCGCAAAAGAUCUCGAUGAGAGAAGCGAUCGCGAACGGAUUAAUCAUAUUGGAAGGCGGCUCGAGCAUGGAUAGUGAUAACACCAAUCAGAGGCUUCUUCAGGUCACGAGGGUCUCGGGCAAGCCCGAUAAAGUGGAGUUGACGCGUGUUGGCGAUCCUUCUCAGCAAAUGGAGAUAAAGACCAGCGACGAAACGUCUAUGCCGGAUCCGGUGCAGGUAACUCAAGGAGUGAUUUACGAUCCGGGCACGGCCUUAGUGAUCUCCACGAAAACUGGCAAAUCCGCGAAUCUCUUAGCCGCUGUUUCCGAAGGAACGAUACCGUCUACAGCCGUAAUCGUCAAGGAUCCAACGACUGGUAAAGUCAUUAGCAUGACAGACGCCGUGAACCGUGGUAUUCUCAAUGUUAAUACGCACGAAUAUAAAAUCGACGAUGGCAGGAAGAUAUCUCUGAUCGACGCGGCAAAGUUCGGAGUGAUAGCUGUUCUUGGCGCUCCCCUUGCAGCCACCGCGGCCGCCAUAGAAGCGGUACAGAGAACGAUGGUGAAAGAUCCAGUAACUGGUAAGAAAGUGCCGAGAGAAGUUGCCAUUGAACGUGGCAUCAUUCCAAUGGACGACAAUGCAACCUCGCCGAUUAUUGAAUCCGCAAGUGGUACACCCGAUGAGAAUGAAAAAGUUAUCGCGAAACAUAUCGUACACGAUGAACCUGGAAAGGUUCGUGUAUCGAAGGAGGACGCUAAGAGUGCAACUUCAAAACCUGCCAGUGAUGUUCCGGAUGGUGAAAAUUUGGGCACGAAGACCAGAGCGCGAGUGACUGUCGAGCCGAGAUAUCAAGUUACGAUUGGUAAAGCGAGAACGUUAUCGCAGAGUCCCGAACGAGAAGCGAGACCUAUCGUUCUGCAGAAAAUGCGAAAGAGGAUAGUAAAUGUCGAGGAGGCAUUGCAGAGCGGUCUCAUCGAUGUGGAAACAGCGGACACCUUCGCGAAGAAGAUGCGCAACGAAAAAGGGGAGCCGAUUACUCUUUCGGAGGCAAUCCGCGACGACCAGAUAGACGCUAAUCAGGGACAGAUCGUGGAUCCACAAAGAGGUGACGUGCUUAGCAUCAAGCAGGCUAUCGAUCGGGGAAUUCUGGAUCCAGAGAGCGUGCAGGUAUUGGUGCCUUUGGCGAAAAGUUUGUCUGUACACAGCUUGUACAAGCAAGGCUUGCUAGAUCCUUUGGAAGGUAAAAUCGUUCAUCCAGAAACAGGCGCGCAUCUCACCCUCAACGAGGCUAUAGUGUGCGAGAUAGUGGAUCCCCUGUCUAACGUAAUGUUCACCGUUGACGGUCGUUCCGAAACGUUGCAGUCUGCCAUUGCGAACGACACAAUCGAUGCGGAAAGAUUGUUGGUCAAGACGCAAGGAGGUAGCGUGAGUCUAGUCAAGGCGAUAGAGAACAAAGUUCUCGAGUUAAAAGAACCGGCUAAAUCUUUUAAUUUACCACCGGCAGGAAUGACGUUCCCCGUUGCGCUAAAACGUGGAUUGAUUGACAUUAGCAAGAAAGAAAUACGUCAUCCGAUUACCGGGGAACACUUGCCACUGGAGGAUGCUAUAAAGGAUGAUUUUAUUAUGGCAUUGCCGUAUCCAGUGGCUCCAGACAGUAUUGAAAUAACGAAAGCUUUAGAAUCGGGAUUGAUCGACAGAGACAACGCUGUAUUCUUCCAUCCUACUACGGGAACUCCAAUUCCAAUUGUUGCGGCUGUCGAAUCCGGCCUGCUCAUCAUCAAACAGCCGGCUCGUGGUGAAAACACAGCUGCCAUUACCGAGACGAUUACAUCGUAUCACACUAUCACCACCAAGACCGUUGAACUUUUGCCAGGUUAUGCAUUGAAGAGCGCGAUGGAAGUACAGGAUAUCAAUACCGGUAAUGUUAUCACCAUCGAAGAGGCCCGACAAAGAGGUAUUAUCAAGGAUGAGUCUGAAACCAAGCAGGAAUUCACGACGAAAGACAUCAAGAUGUCCUUCGAUCACGCGGUGGAGAAAGGAUUGGUAGAUAUGAAGAAGGGCAUUUACACUGAUCCUUGUACUGGUACCACAAUGCCUAUCGCUAAGGCCGUCGAGGAAGGAAUCCUCGAUACUUCAUCUAGCAUGAGUGAAUCUGGAACGCCCAGGAAAUCGUCCAACAACAGUCUAACCGUGUUAGAGGCGGUUGAGCAAAUUUACGACGAAGAAACUGGGACUUUCAAAGAUCCCGAGACGAACGAAUCUUACAACUUGACGGAAGCGAUGAAAGUGGGCCUAAUCGAACCCGAUUCCGUGCUUUACAACGUGAAAACCAAAGAAUCUAUCACCACCAGGGAGGCAGUUGAGAAAGGUUUGCUCGAUCCCGUCACUGGAAAAAUGAAGACCAUGCGGGAUCAAAGGAAUCGUCCGAUCAGCAUAGCGGAAGCUACGAAACUGGGUCUUCUGGCAGUCGUCGCAGCACCAGUCUUAGCUGGUAAAGCAAUUGUCGAUGCAAUUUCGAAUCGCAAAUCUAAAGAGACAAAGAAGGAAUCGAGUCCGCCUUCAACUAUUAUUUCAAGUCAAAUUAUUCAGAGAUCUCGCGCCGAUUCUCACGAGAUUGAAAGCACAAUGGAAACGCAAAAACGAGUGCUUUUAGAUGCAAAAAUGAUCGAAGAUAUCCAAAUUACAGAGACAGAAAUGGAGGAUAACGGUGAAUUGCAACAAGUUAUGGACGAAGAAACGCCGAGGCAUAUUUCGGUAAUGAUUACAAGAGAAUUAACGCCUCAAGUUCUUGCGGAACUCGGAUUGUUCGAUCCUGUAAGAGAAAAAUUCUUGGAUCCGGAAACGGGUAACGUCACAUCCUUCAACGAUCUGGUCCUGAAUCUAAAGGUUUUCGAUCCCGAUCGGGUACUCGUCAAGGAUCUGUCUUCCAAGACGGACUUGUACGUGACACUGCGCGAGGCAAUCAGCCGGCCUCUUGUAGACAGAAACGUCGCUUACAUGGUCGAUCCGAAGACCGGUAAGAAGAUACCGUUCUUCGAGGCGGUGAGCUUGGAAUGGAUCAAGGAGGAACCAGAGGACGAAACAGAGAGAGAACAGCUCGCAGAAUUUCAGCCCCUAGGCUUGCAAGAAGCUAUCGACAUUGGCGUAUGUAAUCCCACCACAGGAACGAUUCGAGAUCCGAAAACGGGACAAGCGUUGUCUAUGAACGAAGCUAUCGAUGCGGGACUCAUCGACGCUGACAUGCUCGGCGUGAGAAAUCCGAUCACCGACGAGAUCGUGCCGUUUUCCGAGGCGCUGGAGACCGGCAUCGUGGAUCUUCGCAAGGACGUUGUCAUCAAUGCAGAAACAAGAACGGAAAUCGAUAUCACGACCGCGUUCCUACAAGGUCUGAUCAUGCCCAUUUCUCGUAAGCCGAUCUCGUUGGAAGCUAUUAUUAGGCAAGGUCACUAUGAUGCCGAGACGGGAAAAAUACAAGAUCCUCUGACAAAACAAUCGAUCGAUGUCGAGGAGGGUGUUCGUAGAAGCGUCGUCGAUGCGUUUAUCACCGAGAUCGGAGACACGAAAGCCGGCUCGUCCGUCUCGUUGGACGACGCGCUGACGAUGAACUUGUUGAUUCCCAGUACAGGACGUUUGCGUGACACGAAAGCCGGAGAGCUUUUAUCUUUAGACAUCGCGCUUGAUAAAGGUUUGAUUAUCACAACACCGUUCGUGCCUUCGCUGAUCGACGCGAUUGUCCAAGAAUACUAUUCACCGAAGACUGGCCUCGUUCUGAAUCCUAUGACGGGUGAAAAUUUAACGGUGAAAAAGGCAUUAGCCAUUGGUUACGUUAACGGCUCUACUACAGUGGUAAAAGACGAUAGAAAGGAUAGAGUUGUUCCCCUCAACGAGGCAGAGGGAAGUAAGCUGAUAGAUCUAGUAAGAGGAACAUUAACCUAUCCGCAUUCCAUGACAUUGGACGUCGCUUUUGAGAAGGGAUACAUCUUGAGUACCAUAAAACCGUGGACGCUACAAGAAGCUUUAGCUCUUCAAAUUUACGAUCAGAGAUCCGGCACUUUUAAUAUCGAUGGCAAUAAUUGUACUUUAGAGGAAGCAAUCGAGAAAGGCUUUAUUAGCAGGGACAGUCCAUCGAUUAAAGACCCGAGGAACAACGAUAUUAUAUCUCUGGGCGAUGCUAUUAAGCAUGGUUUUAUUAACGCGAAGACCAGUACGGCAGUGGAUCCGUGUACCAGUGCGCCCCUUUCAUUAACCGAUGCGUUGGAUCGCGGCUUUAUAGUGCCAGCAAAACGCAAGAUAUCCCUACCGGACGCCGUCUUCAAAGGCUUGUACGAUCCGAAGACCGGACAAUUUACAGUACCUGACACUCAAGAGAAGCUUCCUACUGAUCGCGCGAUUAAGAUGGGCGUUAUAGACGCCACAACCGCGAUUGUACGAGAUCCUAACGGUGAUGUGAUGACGUUCAACAAGGCUAUUAAGACCUCCAUAGUCGAUCCCAAAUCUGGGACAGUUAGUCAUGCCAGAGGACCGCCUAUAGAUUUCCAGGAAGCACUGGAGCGUGGCUUGCUCCUCGAAACAAGAAGACCCAUGAGCUUCAGCGAGGCAAUUUCAAAGGGUAUUCUCGAUGAGAGGAGCAACAAAUUUUUAGAUCCGCAGACGGGCAUUUAUCUAACAGUACUGGAAGCCAUUCAAAAGAAUCUAAUAGAUGCUGACUCUGUUACCGUCAAGGAUACGAGGUCCAGCAUCUGGAAAACAAUGACGCUAAUGGAAUCUAUACAAUCGGACUACAUGGACGGCACUACUGGCUAUCUCAAAGAUCCGAGCAAAGGUAACAGGAACGUAUCUCUGAGGGACGCCUUCGAAUCUGGCCUCAUUGUCGACAGUAGAGCUGCCGUGUCUUUACAGCGCGCCAUCCACCAAGGUUUGUACGAUGACAAUACGGGCAAGAUUAUUGAUCCCAGUACAGGCAGAGCUGUGACAUUGCAUGAAGCGAUGAGAAAGUGCAUAAUCAGUCCCACAUUGCCUUGCUAUUGGGACAAACGUGGCGAACGUUUGUUGUCAUUGGCCGAGACAUGUCGUGCUGGCGUAAUCGACAGGCGCACCGGUAUGUUCAAGGAACCGGGCGCCAGUGGCUCGGUCUCGCUGUCAGUCGCGUUGCAACUCGGUCUUAUUGUCGACAUAGAGAGCAUGGGAUUCGGCCUAUACGAGGCGAUAUUGAUGAACAUGUAUGACGUCUCGUCGGGCAAAUUCGUACAUCCGACCAGCAAUCGCAAACUGACGCUAGCCGAGGCAUGUCAAGUGGAUCUAAUAAACCCCCUAACGUCGAUCGUUAAAUGCACUAGGUCUAACAGAUAUAUCCCGUUGGCUGAAGCGAUUUCCUCGGGCAUCGUCGAUGACAUUCGUGGCAUGUAUGUCAUUCGCGAGCUCGACAAAGCGAUUAAUCUCCAAGAAGCGGCGAAGAAGGGCUUCAUCGUCACGUCAAAGACACCCCUAUCGAUCGAGGAGACGGUCAAAUGCCGCCUUUACCGUGGCGACAGUGGCAAAUUCGCAAGUCCUGUUGUUAACGAGUAUCACGACCUACUUCAGGCGAUCAACUGCGGUCUCAUAGAUCCUGAUACUACCGCCUUGAAGGAUGCAACGACCGGACAGAUCAAGUCGCUAUUAACGGGUAUCGAGGACGGGACGGUCGAUGUGUCGCGGGGAAGAAUAUUAGACCCCAAGACAACGCGUGCUUUUAAUAUCGAUAUAGCUUUGGAAAGAGGUCUGUUGGUCACGAUCGACAAACCUCUGGCUCAACAAAUAGCACAUAGAUCACCCUUAGAAGCCCCCAAAGUCGGACUUGGCGACAGAAACGUGAAAGAAUGCACUCUAGAAGAAGCGAUCAACUACCAGCUGAUUGAUCCUAACACGUCAGUCGUGAAAGACCCUAGAAACGGUCGGUUCGUGACGACGGUGAGAGCGAUCGCGGACGGUAUCGUAGAUCCUUCCGUCAGAGGUAUUAUUGAAUUGAACGGCGGAAGCAAAAGGGAACCGCGUUUCGUGCGUUUCGGCGACGUUACCGUAUUUAUUAGGAAACCACUCACUUUCGAAGAGGCGGUCGAGAAAGAGUAUCUGUCGCUAGAAUCAGGUAAAUUCACGGAUCCGAUUUCGAACGAACAAUUGACACUCAAGGAAGCGGUCGGUCUCGGUAUCGUAGACUCGGACUCGGCGUUGAUUAAAGACUCGCAAAAGAAGAAGCUGGUAAAAUUGCCGGAGGCGUUCCGCAAGGGCAUGAUGGACGCGGAAAAGGGCAAUGUGCUGGACACGGCCACGUCCAAGUUGUACAGUUUGUCCAAGGCCCUGGAAAUCGGCCUGUUGAUCACCCCGAGAAACGGCGUUUCGUUCAUCGAAGCGUUGCAGUUCGGUCUUUACAAUCCCACCACGGGCGGCUUUCACGAUCCCUUCGUUGUCACUUCUGUGUUGGACCGUAGACGCCUCACGCUGGCGGACGCAAUCGAGUCGGGUCUGAUCGAUCCAUCCACCACAGUGAUCAAAGAUCCGUUCACGGGUAAUAUCGCGAGUCUGUUAGAGGCAGUGAAUAGCGGGAAGGUAGAUUCCGUAGGAGGCAGAUUAGUCGAGGACACAGACGGCAAGAGUAUCGACUUCGUGAAGGCCUUGGAGCGGGGUUAUAUACUCGCCGCUGAAGCCAGGCAAGCGGUGGAGGAAAAGUACAAGCUCUGCGAUGAGACGCUGUCUAAGCUCCUGCAGUGGAUCUCCGAGGUUGAGGACAAACUGGCGGAUCAAGAUACCGUCAAGGAAGAUGUAGAAGAGUUGAGGAAGCAGAUAAUCAUCAUGAAAGAAAUAAAGGAGGAUCUUGAAUCGCACAGUCGACCCGUUUCAUCCUGCCUAGAUCAGAUUCGACAAGUCGUCUUGACAGGCGGCAACGUGCUAUCUAGCGACGAAGUGUCUACGUUGGAGAAGAACGGUCGAUCACUGAAAACUCGAUUUGACAAAGCGUUAGAUCGCACUGACAAAUUAGUGAAACGUCUCAUUGGCGCCAGAGAUGAAUUAACAAAGUUUAAAAAUGAACUCACGACGUUCUCGAUCUGGUUGGACAAAGCCAGAAGCGUGCUCGAGGAUAAAGAGCGUUCUUUGUCCGAUUUGAACAAGCUAAGUAGCAGCACGGAUACGACUCGCGAUUUCAUCAGCGAUGUCAUCGCUCAUCAAGCAGAUUUGAGAUUUAUUACAAUGGCUGCGCAAAAGUUCGUUGAUGAGAGUAAAGAGUAUCUCCAAGUUCUUAACGACUUCAGAACCAGCUUGCCACAAAGAUUGCCGCACAAAGAGCCCAUAGCUAGCCAGGACUCGCCGAUACGAGCGGAAGUAUCCAGCGCGACAGCCCGAUACAAAGAUCUACUAUCCCGAGCAAAUCUCCUGUCGGACAGAUUGUCGGGAGUCGGCGGCAAACAGAGAGAUUAUCACGAUUCAUUGGAAAAAGCUAGAACAUGGUUGAGAGAUGUCGAGCCGAAAGUGCACAGAGUUAUCUCCGAACCUGUUGCCGCGGAACCGAAACAAGUGGAGGAUCAGUUGAGCAAAGCCAAGGCGUUGAACAAUGAAUUCCUCGCCAACGAGCGUCUAAUUGAUAACGCUAAACACAGCGUUCAGGCUCUGUUACAUUCUUUGGAAGGCCAACUAACGAUGAACGAAGCUAAUGAGCUUGAGGAACCCGUGAGGGCAUUAGAAGAUAAGUACAAGCAAUUGAGCAACGCUCUGGCUGAUAAGUGCCAAGAACUUGAUACAGCAUUGGUGAGAAGUCAAGGAGUGCAAGAUGCAUUGGACAGUCUGGUUGCAUGGCUGAACAAUGUUGAAAGUCAAUUCAAGUCGCUCCAACGUCCGGCAAGCUUGCAGAAGGAACGUUUGGAAGAGCAACAAAGAGAACAGCGAUUACUACAAGCAGAUUUGGAUAGCCACCGUUUGAGUGUAGAAACUAUCACAGCGAAUGCUCAGGAUCUCCUCCUGAAUUCGAGCAACAUUCGCAUCGCCAAACGUAUCGAGAGCAAGCUGAAAGAUGUGCAGAGCAGAUUUGAGAAACUGAUGGACAAGUCUUUGAGACGCGGUGAAUUCCUGGACGAAAUCGCGCAGGCCCUAAAUGAGUUCCUUGGAGAUGUGGCCAAGUUCGAGAGUUGGUAUGCGCAUAUGAUGGAAAUUCUCGACUCGAGAGAUUUGAACAAGCUCGACAUGUCGGAGUGCGAGGCCAAGAUGGCUCAGCUAAUAGACAUGCGUGAGGAUCAGCGCGGAAGCUUCGAAGAUCUUAUACGCAACGGCAAGAAUCUGAUCUCCAAGAAGGAUAUAACCGAAGCGGGUGCGAUUAGAGAUAAGAUCAAGGCGCUCGAAUCUCAAUGGAAGGAACUGAACAAUCUGCUCGACGAGAAACAACGAUUGUGCAAAUCGAGGGCAGAACAGCACACGGCGUACGAGAAACUGCGGGAUCAAGUACUCGAUUGGCUUACUCGUACGGAGAACAAAGUGCAAGGACUCGAACCGGUCGCCGUAGAUCUGGACAAAUUGAAGAUACAGCAGGAAGAAUUGAAGCCCAUACAAAAGGAGUAUCGCGAUUACGGCAAUACGGUCGAUAAAAUCAACGAUCUUGGUAUCGCUUACGACAGUUUGAUGAAAGAACGCGGCGAGAGUCCAACGCGUCGACGUGGCAGUGCUAGUCCGACGAAGAGACCAGUACUGCGAAUGUCACAAGACGGUCGCUCGCCGUCACCCACUAAAUCCUACGCAGUUCAAAGUCCGGUCUCCCCAGGUGGUAGCAGCGGAUUCAGCAGCCGCCGUUCGAGCCAAGAUGGUUUCCAUCUAGAGGAAUUAUCGCCCGUUCAACAGCAGCUCUCGGAAAUUAAUCAUAGAUACGGAUUACUCGGUGUCAGAUUGUCGGAUCGCCAAACGGAGUUAGAUAAUAUUAGGGAGGAAUUGAAGAAACACCUGGACCAUUUGAAAGUACUCUCCCAAUUCUUGGACAAGAUUAAGCGGCAGUUGCCUAAAGAAAGUAUGCCUGCAACUAAAGAUGACGCAGACAAAACAGUCAAACAAGUUAAGGCCCUCGUCGAGGAAAUGUACGAGAAACAAUCUCUACUGGACAGUACUCGAACGCAAGUGCGUGAUUUAGUCAGACGUAAGAAAGAAGCAUACGGUGUAGAUAGAUUGAAUGACGAGAUGGAAGACGUUGCCAGUCGGUGGAGAUCGAUUUCGGACAGAUGCAAGGAUCGAAUUAAAUUCCUGGAAGAUAUUAAAGACUUCUACGACACGUACGAUGGUCUUAAUUCCUGGCUCGGCGCUAAAGAGCGUAUGUUGAGCGCUCUAGGACCAAUUUCGGCCGAUCCCCGUAUGGUCGCGAGUCAAGUGCAACAAGUGCAGGUUUUGCGAGAGGAGUUUAGAACUCAGCAACCGCAAUUGGAUCAUCUGGUACAAGUUGGAGAAAGUAUUCUUGUCACGAUAUCCAUAGAUUCGAUAGAUGGACAGAAGAUAAACGCGAAGUUGCAGAGCAUUUUACAGAGAUGGGCAGAUCAAGUGGGAAGAUUGGACGAAAGGGCUCAGAGUUUGGGAGAUGCUGUUGAUACUAGUCGUGAAUUCGAUGCCAGUCUUAACCGUCUGCGAGAUGCUCUGCAAGGAAUCUCAGACAAUUUAGACGAGUUGAGUCUUGAAAAGGAUCCCGAAGAACAGCUUCGUAAGAUCGAGAAUCUGGAGAGACAACUAGAAGGUCAGAGACCGUUGUUAGCCGACGCGGAGAUGGCCGGUGCACAACUGUGCGAGGUUCUGAGUGACCCAGCGUCAAGAUCCGAAAUUCAAGGAAAGCUUACCACAGUCGGCAAAAUGUACAACAACUUGCAGAAGAAGUUGGAUCAUAGGAAAGCAGAAAUCGAAGGUAACCUGCGAGAUGGAAGACAAUUCGAAGCCUCCUGUAGCAGAACUCUGGGAUGGCUCGCGGACGAACUUGGAAAUAUGUCGGAAAAGCUGCUUGUGUCUGCUGACAGAGAAAUCUUGCAACAGCAACUUGAUCAUCAUGAGCCUGUUUAUCGUAAUGUGAUGGGUAAAGAGCACGAAGUCAUAAUGCUAUUAAACAAAGGACGCGACAUACUUGCGCGGUCUCAAAAAGUUGAAAAUCGCUCGCUGCAACGUGACUUGGAUAAGAUGCAGUCGCAAUGGGAUCGCUUGAAGAAGGAUACUGUCGAAAGGCAUACCCGAUUGCAGACCUGCGCUGAGCAUUGCAAGAAAUAUUACAAAGCUCAAGACGUAUUUCUUCCCUGGCUUCGACAGGCGGAGGAUAAAUUGGACAGUUUGAUCCCUACUUCCUUCAGACGCAAAGACAUCGAGAAGCAGUUGAAGGAAUUGUCAUCGUUUAGGAACGAAGUGUGGAAGCACUCGGGAGAGUUCGAAAAUAACAAGAUGCUUGGUGAGACAUUUGUCGGAGCUUGCGACAUUGACAAACAAAAUGUGAAGAACGAACUCAGUGCUAUGAAAACCAGAUGGGAUAAAUUGAACAAUGACUUGUUGUCUAGAACACAAGCGUUGGAAGAUACCGCACGUCACCUAAUGGACUUCAACGAGAACUUACGAGAUUUGCAGCACGGUUUACAACGUUGUGAAGAUAAGUUAGCUUCACACGAUGCUCUCGGCGGAGCGGCUAAAGAUCCGAAACUUCUCGACAGAAUAAAGAACUUGCGAGAGGAAACAACGAGCUUGAAGAAACCUUUACAAUGCGUGAGACAGCAGGCUAACGAUCUCGUGAAUAAGGCCGGCGAGCAAGGUGUCGAUGCGACACAUUUACAAGACGAGAUUGACAAUGUCACCGAUCGUAUUAAUGAUCUGCAAGCGAAACUGGAUGACAGAUGCAACGAGCUGCAAAGCGCUGCGACAGCGGUCGCGCAAUUUAACGAUCAAGCGAAAUUGAUUAACCAACACCUGUCCGCUCUCGAGAAAGAUCUCGACUCCAUGAAAGCACCCGGUAGAGAGAUCAAGAUUGUACGAGGACAAUUGGAGGAUAUCGCCAAGAUUAUUAGCAGAAUUAACAAACUCUACGAAGAAAUUGGCGAUCUGCAGAAUCGCGGCGAACGUUUGGUUGAUUACGGCUUCGCUGCUGAUGCUGUAGCGACGAGAGAUCAAGUUGACGGAUUUAAACGACAAAUUGGCAAACUGGAUGAGCGCGCGCGUAACAGAGAAGAUGAGCUCACUUCUACCUUGAACAAGUUACAAGAGUUCUAUCAAUUGCACGUGGAAGUUAUGGAGGGUAUCAGCGAUGCGAACGAACAGGUCAGACGAUUCAAACCUGUCGGAUCCGAAGUGGACUCGAUUAAAGCUCAGCAGGAGGACUUCAGAACUCUCAAAGUUAAGAAGAUAGAACCACUAGCACGCGCCGUUGAAGACUGUAACGCGCUCGGUCAAGGCCUCAUACAAACUGCAGGACGCGAUGUCAAUACCAGUAAUAUCGAAAAAGACGUCGAUAAAAUGAACGAAAGGUGGAACGACUUAAAGGACAGACUAAACGAGCGCGAUCGCAAGUUGGAUGUUGGAUUAUUACAGUCGGGCAAGUUCCAAGAAGCUUUAGACGGUUUAGAGAAAUGGUUGACCGAUACGGAAGAGAUGGUUUCGAAUCAAAAGCCACCUUCUUCAGAUUACAAAGUCGUGAAGGCGCAGUUGCAAGAACAGAAAUUCCUGAAGAAGAUGUUGAUGGACCGACAAAACUCUAUGACAUCUCUCUACAAUAUGGGGCGAGAGGUAGCUGCCGAUGCGGAUCCGAAGGAACGUAAGGCCAUCGAGAAACAAUUGAACGAUCUAGUAGGUAGAUUUAAUAAUUUGACGGAGAGCGCCGCGGAGAGAAUGGACGCUCUUGAACAAGCAAUGGCGGUGGCGAAGCGAUUCCAAGAUAAAUUGGUGCCACUCGCUAUCUGGUUGGAUAAGACUGAGAAGAAAGUGAGAGAUAUGGAGUUGAUCCCCACCGACGAGGAGAAGAUACAGCAACGUGUCAGGGAGCAUGACGUACUUCAUGAAGACAUUAUAUCGAAGACACCAGACUUCAGCGAACUCACGGAGAUUGCCAGUCAACUUAUGUCGCUGGUAGGCGAGGACGAAGCUACAGCAUUGGCCGAUAAGCUUCAGGAUGCGGCAGAUAGAUACGCGGCUUUGGUCGAACGCUCCGAAGCUCUCGGUAGCUUGCUGCAACGUUCAAGACAGGGCUUACGGCACCUGGUUCUCACCUAUCAAGAUUUACAGGCGUGGAUGGAGAACAUGGAAAUCCGAUUGUCAAAGUAUCGUAUCUUGGCCGUACACACGGAGAAGCUCUUGCAACAAAUGGAAGAUCUAGCAGAUCUUACGGAGGAGGUGUCCACGCGACAGACGGAAGUCGACAGUACCGUGGAUUCUGGUCUAGAACUGAUGAAACACAUUUCGAGUGACGAGGCGCUUCAACUGAAGGACAAGUUGGACUCUCUGCAACGACGGUUUAACGAUCUUGUCACGCGUGGCUCGGAUCUUUUGAAGCAUGCCCAAGAAUCUCUACCACUGGUGCAACAAUUCCACGAUAAUCACAAUCGCUUGAUGGAUUGGAUGCAAGGCGCGGAGACCGCUUUGCAGUCCGCCGAACCUCGCGAGGAGGAGAUUAUCCGACUCGAGAUGGAGAUAUCGGAAUACAGACCCGUCUUGGACAAGAUCAACGCGGUGGGUCCACAACUGUGUCAGAUGUCACCAGGAGAAGGUGCCGCGACCAUCGAAGGUCUCGUGACCAGAGACAAUAGGCGAUUCGACGCGAUCGCCGAGCAGAUCCAGAGAAAGGCCGAAAGAAUUCAGUUGAGCAAGCAACGAUCUUUGGAGGUGAUCGGCGAUAUCGACGAUCUGCUCGACUGGUUUAGAGAAGUGGACAAUCAACUUCGAGAGGCCGAGCCGCCUAGCAGCGAGCCUGAGAUUAUUAGAGUGCAAUUGAAAGAACACAAAGCGCUCAAUGACGAUAUAUCCAGUCAGAAGGGUAGAGUCCGCGAUGUUAUUUCGACUGCGAAGAAGGUGAUACGCGAGAAUGCUCAGCAUGAAGAUACAUCUACUAUCAGAGACAAGAUGGAAGACUUGCGCGAGACGAUGGAGAUUGUAUCAGCUCUAUCAUCAGACAGAUUGGGAGCUCUCGAGCAAGCUCUGCCGUUAGCGGAGCAUCUCCGAGAUACCCAUGCUGGCUUGGUCAGCUGGCUCGAGGAGGCGGAACAACAAGUCGCUAUGUUACCCAUGCCUGCUUUGCGACCUGACUUGAUAGCGGCGCAGCAGGACAAGAACGAGCUUCUCAUACAAAGCAUUAACGAGCAUAAACCUCUGGUGGAGAAGCUCAACAAGACCGGUGAGGCACUUAUCAAACUGUGCAACGAGGAAGAAGGUAUAAAAGUGCAAGACAUUCUGGAUAAUGACAAUGCUCGCUACGCGGCACUGAGAGCCGAGCUGAGGGGCCGGCAACAGGCGCUGGAACAGGCACUGCAGGAGUCAUCUCAGUUCUCCGAUAAACUGGAGGGUAUGCUGCGCGCGUUGUCUUCCACCGCCGAUCAGGUGAACGGCGCCGAGCCGAUCAGUGCCCAUCCGCCUCGUUUACGCGAUCAGAUGGAGGAGAAUGCCGCCUUGGCGGAUGAUCUCGCUCAAAGAUCCGAGGCUUACGCGGCCGUUAAAAGAGCGGCGGAUGAUGUGAUCAGCAAGGCUGGCAACAGAGCCGAUCCGGCGGUGAAGGACAUCAAACGCAAGCUGGAUAAGCUCAACAAAUUAUGGACCGACGUACAGAAGGCCACGAACGAUCGCGGCCGCACCUUGGACGACACUCUAGCCGUCGCCGAAAAAUUCUGGGCCGAGUUGAACGGAGUUAUGGCCACUCUGAGAGAACUGCAGGACGCGCUGGCUGGACAAGCACCACCGGCGGCUCAGCCAGCCGCUAUUCAACAACAGCAAGUGGCGUUGCAAGAAAUCCGACAAGAGAUCGAUCAAACGAAGCCGGAUGUCGAGCAAGUCCGGUCAUCGGGACACGAAUUGAUGGGCUUGUGCGGCGAGCCGGACAAACCUGAAGUGCGAAAGCACAUCGAAGAUUUGGACCAGGCUUGGGACAACGUCACCGCUCUAUACGCCAGGCGCGAGGAGAAUCUGAUCGACGCCAUGGAGAAGGCGAUGGAGUUCCACGAGACGCUGCAGAAUCUGUUGGAGUUCUUGCAAGAGGCCGAGGACAGAUUCGCGGAGAUGGGUCCGCUCGGCAGCGACAUCGACGAGGUGAAGAAGCAGAUCAAGCAGCUGGCUAAUUUCAAGGCCGAGGUGGAUCCGCACAUGGUGAAGGUCGAGGCGUUGAACAGGAGUCUGACAAGGCAAGCGGCCGAAUUGACGGAAAGAACAUCCUCCGAACAAGCAGCAGCCAUUAAGGAACCGCUCGGUGCCGUGAACAAACGCUGGGACGGAUUACUGAGAGGCAUGGUAGAGAGGCAGCGAUUACUGGAGAACGCAUUAUUGCGACUCGGCCAAUUCCAACACGCCCUGGACGAACUAUUGGUAUGGAUCGAGAAAACUGACAGGACAUUGGAUAAUCUCAGACCAGUAGCGGGUGAUCCACAAGUGAUCGAAGUCGAAUUAGCCAAGCUGAAGGUCCUGGUGAAUGAUAUACAAGCUCAUCAGACGAGCGUCGACACUCUGAAUGAUGCUGGACGACAGCUGAUUGAGGAUGGCAAAGGCACCGCGGAAGCGUCCACCACAGCCGAUAAACUGGGCACUCUGAAUCGCCGUUGGCGAGACCUGUUGCAGCGCGCCGCGGAUCGCCAACGAGAACUGGAGGAUGCCUUACGGGAGGCGCAAUCCUUCACCGCUGAGAUACAAGACUUGCUGUCGUGGUUGGGCGAUGUGGAUAACAUGAUAGUAGCUUCCAAGCCCGUUGGUGGAUUGCCCGAGACAGCAUGCGAGCAAUUGGAACGCUUCAUGGAGGUGUACAACGAGCUGGAACAAAAUCGUCCGAAGGUCGAGACGGUGCUGCAACAAGGACAGGAAUACCUGAAGAAAGCGGAUACCAGCAGUGCCGGUGGAUUGAAUCAUAAUUUGCGAACGUUGAAGCAAAAAUGGGACAAUGUGCUCGCGCGCGCCAGCGAUAAGAAGAUAAAGUUGGAAAUCGCUCUGAAGGAGGCCACUGAGUUCCACGACGCGUUACAAGCUUUCGUCGAUUGGUUGACUAACGCCGAAAAGAUUUUGACGAAUCUCAAACCAGUUUCGAGGGUGAUGGAGACCAUACUUCAACAAAUCGAGGAACACAAGGCAUUCCAGAAAGACGUUGGCGUCCAUCGUGAAACUAUGCUGAAUCUCGACAAGAAAGGAACCCAUCUGAAAUACUUCUCUCAAAAACAAGACGUAAUUCUUAUAAGGAACCUGCUCGUGAGCGUGCAGCAUAGAUGGGAACGAGUAGUUUCCAAGUCAGCCGAGAGGACAAGAGCAUUAGAUCACGGUUACAAAGAAGCUAGAGAGUUCCACGAUAGCUGGUCGAACUUGAUGAACUGGUUGGACGAAACCGAGAAGACGUUGGAUGAAGUCGCUGCCGACGGACUUGGUGGCAACGAUCCGGACAGAAUUAAAGCGCGCCUUAACAGACACCGCGAGGUACAAAAAGCAUUGAGUGCUAAACAAAGCACGUACGAUAACACCAUGAAGAACGGCAAAACGUUGAAGGAUAAGGCGCCGAAGACCGAUGAACUUGCCUUGAGGGAACUUCUGAACGAGUUGAAGAACAAGUGGACUAUAGUCUGCGGUAAAUGCGUGGAUCGACAGAGGAAACUAGAAGAAGCGUUGCUAUUCUCCGGACAGUUCAAAGAUGCGAUUCAGGCAUUGCUGGAGUGGUUGAGCAAGACCGAGAAAUAUCUGGCCAACCCUGGGCCGCUUUACGGCGAUUUGGAUACGGUAACCAAUUUAGUGGAGCAACACAAGGCUUUUGAGGGAGAUUUAGAAUCGCGCGCCUCGCAAAUGGAGUCCGUCAUCAAGACCGGUCGUGAACUCGAAUCUAAAGCUUCUAUCGAAGACGCAUCGAUGAUCAGAUCGCAGUUGUCCGAACUGAACAGUCUCUGGGACAGAGUAACCAGUCUCUCGUCGAAGAAGUCCAGACUAUUGGAAGAAGCUCUCAGAGAAGCUGAACGACUUCACAAAGCCGUUCACGUGUUACUGGAAUGGUUGAGUGACGCGGAGAUGAAGCUACGAUUCGCUGGACCGUUGCCGGAAGACGAGCAGGAGAGCAGGAACCAAUUGAUGGAGCACCAGAGAUUCCUUCGCGAACUACAGACUAAGGAAGUUGAAAAAGACAACACGUUAGAGUUGGCACAUAUUAUUCUUGGAAAAGCACAUCCCGACGGUGCCGCAGUUAUUAAACACUGGAUCACGAUCAUUCAGUCUAGAUGGGAAGAAGUGGCGACAUGGGCUUAUCAAAGGAACCAAAGACUGGAGAAUCAUAUGCAGGGCUUACAGGAUCUUGAUAAUCUUCUUGAGGAGUUAUUAGCCUGGCUCCACGGUUUGGAGAACACUUUGAACGCCUUGGAAGCGGAACCUUUGCCCGACGACAGGGCCACGCUCGAAAUGCUUAUCGCGGACCAUAGAGAGUUUAUGGAAAACACCAGCCGAAGACAAAACGAAAUCGAUCGCGUUUGCAAGGCCCGACAGAUCAAGCCGAUAAAGGACACGAGAAAAAUAUCGAAAGUCAGAUCACCAGCGCCUACUAAGGAUCUCUAUCAGGACGCCGAGCAUGAACAGCCUCAGCCUCGUAAACAAAGCCGAGGCAGCCCAGGUCGUGACAGAACGCCAGACCUUUCAUUGCCACACAUCGGUCCACGCUUCCCACCCAAAGGAAGCAAAGGAGCCGAGCCGGAAUUCCGCAGUCCGAGAGUUAAGCUUCUCUGGGAUAAAUGGCGCCACGUUUGGAUGCUGGCGUGGGAACGUCAACGUCGUCUUCAGGAUAAAUAUAAUUACAUUCAGGAGCUGGAUCGCGUGGCUAACUUUAGCUGGGAAGAUUGGCGCAAACGGUUCCUGAAAUUCAUGAAUCACAAGAAAUCCAGGCUGACGGAUUUGUUCAGAAAGAUGGAUAAAAACAACGAUGGACUUAUACCAAGGGAGGACUUCAUUCAAGGAAUUAUGAACACCAAAUUCGAAACGUCUCGUCUGGAGAUGGGCGCUGUUGCUGAUCUUUUUGAUCGUCACGGCGAGGGCUUGAUAGAUUGGAAGGAGUUCAUCGCCGCUCUACGACCCGAUUGGGAAGAACGUCGGACCUACAACGACACGGACAAGAUACAUGACGAAGUUAAACGGCUGGUCAUGCUCUGCACCUGUCGCCAAAAGUUCCGUGUUUUCCAAGUUGGCGAAGGAAAAUACCGAUUUGGUGACAGCCAGAAGCUUCGGUUGGUUCGAAUCCUGCGAUCCACUGUCAUGGUGCGUGUUGGUGGAGGCUGGGUAGCGUUAGAUGAAUUCCUCCUAAAGAACGAUCCAUGCCGCGCCAAGGGAAGAACGAAUAUCGAGCUGCGGGAGCAAUUUAUACUGGCGGACGGUGUUAGCCAAACUAUGACGGCCUUCCGGUCCAAGCCGAGCCCGACCUCGACGCUGCAGCGUACGCAAAUGUCCUCCACCAAUGCCGGACCGAUCACCAAGGUGAGAGAACGCAGUGCUCGCAGCGUACCUAUGGGUCAGUCGCGAGCUUCGCGUUCAUCCUUGAGCGCCGGCACGCCUGACAGCCUUAGCGACAACGAAAGUUCCUUCAAGAUAUCUAGAAAAGCCAGCACGCCUUAUAGAUCUACCGUAACGCCUGGUGGUAGCCGUCCGUCCAGCAGGCCAGCAUCAAGACCUGCCUCCCGACCAACCAGUAGACCGAGUAGCCGACCUGCGUCCAGACAAGGAAGUAAACCGCCUAGUCGAUACGGAUCAACGCAGUCGUUGGAUGAUGAUUCGUGCACUCCAAGUCGCAUUCCGCGAAGGACCAUCAUAGGCGGCUCUGGUAAUACUCCGACGUCCAGUAGACACAACAGCGUAUCCGGUAGAAAGCUUGCAACUCCGAUGAACGGCUCGAGUUCUCGACCUCGCACUCCAACGGGAUUAAUUAGCCCCGCCAGUGGAGUGCCUUCCAGCCGCUCUAGGAUACCCGUAUAUGUGGGAGUGGAUAUAAAAUCUCCUCAGUCGACCACCAGCAAUAUGUCUACUCACUCAACACAAAGCAACCAUUCUACGAUUUCUACUGAUUCCACUGGGAGCAGUUCCCUGUGCACAAAUUCAGCAACUAACAUACCAACAGCGAUUAAACAAGCUAGGGUACGUACACCGUCCAGUGGAUCCAGCACACCGCUACCACCGUCUUCGAAGUUAUCGAGGAAACCCUCCGGAGCUUCCGACACGUCCGUGUCGGGAACGACCCCGAGCACACGAAAGGGAAAGCCCACGCCGAUCGAACAGCGCGCGCCGUUCCGAUUGUAAUAGCUUAUUAACGAAUACAUAUAGCUUGUAAAAUCAGCGUAUUAUAUGCCCGAACGAGAAUAAAUAUAAAACAUCCCCGCCGCGAAUUUAAAAAUGACCGCACGGUUAUUGCAGGGAACAUACGAAUGGUUUAUAGUUGUUGUAUGAUGAGAGACAGAGAGAAAAGCGCAUGUGAUGUGUGCUAAAUUGACUGGAUCAAAAUUUCGUGGGAGGUAAGUGAUGAACUUAGAAGUUAUGAUUUCAUCAUUUCGUUGAAUUUCGCCAAGUACUGAAUGCCAUUAAAAUUACGGAUACCAAUGAGUAUUUCAUACUCUCUUAGGGUAAGGGAUUACAAACAGUUGGGGAAAUUUAUUUAUUUCGUGCCCGCGUUAGAAAGUGCUUAAAGCGUCUAUCUAGUUUGUAAUAACACAUAACACUGAAGUAAAUUAUUGUUAUAAAUACCAUAAUCUUGGUAUUACCGAAAGUGCAGGGUAAUGCUGUAUAAUUGAAAAUAUUUAGGUGAGAUAUAACAAUAUCUCGGCCGACUUUCUCGAUAAGGACAAUACUGCUAAAAAGAUUUUAGCGUAAAAAAGAUCAGCGUUAUAUGUAUUAUAAUUACGCUUAUGUUUGAUAUAUAUAACUAGAUGCCUGUGUAAUUACUUUUAUAUAAUUUAAUAUAGUUUGCUCAUUUCGCAUGCAUCCCUCUGCAUGCUGUAUACACCGCGUGAACCGUCGAGGGCUUUCUCGAUGAAAAUUUUUGAGCUAUAUUUGAGCAAAUUGUAUGUAUACACGAAGACAUUAAUUUAUUUAAUAUUUUUGCUUGACUUAUUUGUAUUCGUCGUGCGACGUAAUUAACGUCUAAUUCGCAUUUGUUAAAAAAAAAGAAAGAGAAACCUUGUAUGCGAUUUUAGAUUUUAGAUGAUACAGAUUGUGAAUCGACAUUCAUUUUUGUUAUCCGUUUCGCAAAUUGCACCGUACAUAUUCGAUUAGUUAAUUGUGCUUACAAAAAUCCGAUUAGAUAUAUAUUGUAAUUUUUUUCAUAUUAUAUACAAAUUGGGUAAGCUCAGAUUUGUAAAACCGUAGAUGUUAAUUUUUACAAAUCUGCUUUAUAUUAUUUUCGAAAUAUUUUGAUGUAUGUAUUUGUAUUAUUGCGAAACGGAAUAUCUCGUUGCUUUGUGGAGAAAUACGACAGUAAUCAAAUGUAGUUUAGGAUUACGCGCGAGUUUAAUCCUCGAGCGGCCGCAUUUAAAAAGUGCAAUUCUUUCGUAGAUAUUAUUUUCGCAAAAUAAUGUCUAUGAAAUUCUUUUAACCACAUCUUUUGCGCAUCAAUAUAUGUGAAAUUAAAUACAAACAGGCUAAGAUCAUUCACGUGCCCGCUCUAAGAUUAAUGUGCGAUAUGCUUUUGUUACGUGUUUGCGAAUCGAUUUAUCGAUUACUGAUCAAUUAAUAAGUAAAUAAUUAUUAUAUAAUUAUAAUUAUAUAAUUAUAUAAAGUAUAUAAUUAUUAAUUAUAAUUUACUAAUGAGAGAUUUAAGAGUUCGGGGGAACAUACCUAACAGCGUUAAAAUAAUAAUAAAAAAAAAGAGAAAACUAUACGUGUGAAUAGUUAAGUAAAAUAUAUUCCAUUGCGCGAAGUGUGGCCUGUUAGGUGACGGGUAGAAAAGAGAAACUCUGAAAAAAAGACAUUUCCAUUUUUUUUAUAUAUCUAUACUUUUAGAUGCGAUUAAUGUAACGGAGAUAUGACUCGCUGCCUCUUAUAAAUAUUACGUAAUGCGAUUAAUCUUAUUAACAACUUCUCAACGUAUGAUCUUUGUUUCUUUUUCACUUACCGAGAAGUGCUGUGUAUGAUGCUAAUAAUAAUAUUAUUAAUAAUGAUGAUACAGUGAUAAAAGAAAUAUAACAGACACACGCACACACAUAUUUCAAUGAGAAACAUAUUUUCAACCCUUUUCAUUUUUAGGCAAUUGUUUCAUUGUUGUGCAUCAUGCAAAUGUAAAGAAACAUGUACAUAUGAUAUUGGCGCGCGCAUAAGGUUUUCUUUCAUAUUCGCACUUUUGAAUCGAAGUCGUGGUGUGUCACGGGAUCCUGCUGUUGCUUGUGUCCUCGUCAAUGUCUAAAUUAAACAUAGCUAUUUAAAUACAUAGUGAUCUUGGGAGAACGGUUUUCCUCGAAACAGAUAACGCGCCAACUCCGAUCCCCCAGUGUUAACUGACAGUCGCAUUGUAUAAUAUAUCACGCAGGUACCAAACCCGGGGAGGAUCCGAUGGAAAAAGCGACGCUUCGUGCACGCUACGCCAAAAAAGGCUUACCAAGUAUUUCGGCCAACAUUGCGUGCGCUUGUAGACACGUAAUUUACGAAGGUACACGUGUGUGUCUGGACGAGUUUUGCGCAGUUUUUGUCUUUUACAAACGCUCUGGGUUUACACUUUUAAGAAUGCGCCUGUUGUAUUACUGACCGUUGUAAUCGGAAUAAAUAUGUUUUCGCACUGAAGACCGAGGACGAGAUACGAAUAUAUGGAUGUCGGUGUGCAAGAGAGAAUCACUGUCAAAAGGAUGUGUAAAGUUAUCAGAAUGGUGUUUCUCUACCAGACAA